Molecule: messenger RNA, 1146 nt
Organism: Zasmidium cellare ATCC 36951
Lineage: Eukaryota; Fungi; Ascomycota; Dothideomycetes; Mycosphaerellales; Mycosphaerellaceae
Exons: 3
Coding region: 1-1146 (381 amino acids)
Biological process (GO): regulation of DNA-templated transcription
Molecular function (GO): DNA-binding transcription factor activity, RNA polymerase II-specific; zinc ion binding
Source: RefSeq, a predicted model, not a curated record
AUGUCUUGGAAGAGCAAAGCCAGAAGGACUGCAAAAGCUUGCGACCAAUGUCAGCGUCGAAAGGCCAAGUGCAAUGGAGAAACGCCCUGUUGUACGUGUGACGCCGUAGGGCUUGAAUGCUCCUACGGCGUGUCUGUCAAGCAGCUUCGCGGCCCUGCGUAUGUUGCGCACUUGGAGAACAAAAUUGGCGAGCUAGAGGCCAAGUUGCAAGCUUCGCAAAGCUCUUCUGCAGACUCGCCGAAUCCACCAUGUGACAAGGGCUUCGCUGCGAAUCGGAUCAUCACUCCACCGGAGACGUCGUGCUCGGCGCCAGAUUCCAAUCCUGUGGAGUGUGAGAAUGAUGAUCAGGUCUUUGAGCCCGCUGCCAGCUUGAGUCUUGAUGAUGAAUUGGUUGAGAAUACAACAUUCAUUCCGCCGGAUAUGAGCGACCUGCCACCGCCGCCAGAAGACUCGUUCCCGACCUGGGCUGACGAGCAGAUUCCGAUCAUUGAGCCAAUGUUGACACAUGAAAUGACCAUCCCAUUGGGCAUGCACGAUAGCCAAACAUACUCAGCACUCCAGGACUUUGACCACUCGAUCAUGGAUGACUGGACUGCAUUCGACCGACUGCCGCUCACGAAUCGUGUCAAACGCAAGCAAGACCCUGAGCUCGAACAAUUCAUUGUUCAGACGAGCGAUGUGAUGGAACAACCGGAUGUCGUGAGCGACCAUUCAAGCAGCAACGUCAGCAAGAGAAUGUCGAACAAGGACAGGGCGGAGUUGCGCGAUCGAAACCGCGUUGCAGCAGCCAAAUGCCGGUCCAGGAACAAGCUGGCACACAAGAAACUGGAGACGGACGCCAGGACGCUGCAGGCGGAGAACACGCGUCUUAAUCGAUUGCUGCUGGCCUUGCGAACGCAGCGGACCCAUUUGCAGGAGCUGGCGCUGCAGCAUGAUGUUGAGCCGUCGAGGCAGUGUCGUUGCGUGGGGAUACAUCAGUACAAUAAGGCGCGCACAAGUCCACUUCCCCAGGCAAGCGGCAUCAGAAAUGAUGACGCAUUCCCGCUGCGAUGCCAGCGUGCUGCGGGACUGAAGAAACUCAACUGUGUCGAGGCGCGUGGCGUCGAGAUGAGGCAGCACCUUCCUCUGGCGUUCGGCGGCAUCUGA